This is a messenger RNA of Gymnodraco acuticeps, 2731 nucleotides long. RefSeq lists its product as uncharacterized. The record is from RefSeq and is a predicted model, not a curated record. Bases 182 to 448 code for a protein of 88 amino acids. The transcript is spliced from 4 exons. Lineage: Eukaryota; Metazoa; Chordata; Actinopteri; Perciformes; Bathydraconidae.
UCUCUCUCUCUCUCCCCCCCCCCUCCUUCCCUCUCGCUCUCUGGCCUGUUUGCACUCAGAUACAUCGGGAGUGAGAUCAGUGAUAUCAGUGUCUACUUCAGUGUCAAGCUCAGGGUUGCAACAGAGACCCGCCACCUGCUGACAAACACUGUGUGAACAUCAGGACUCUGUGGGGUGAAUCAUGGGAAACUGCACUUCAGGGAAGAAGAAAAGGAAAGGGGAUACUGCAGCUGAUGGAAGAAACAGCACAGAUAGUAAGCCUAAGGAGGAGGUGUUGUACGCCUCUAUUGACCACACCACCGCCAAAGGACCGAGUAGAACCAUAGCUACCGCUGACGAUGAUUGUGACUAUGCAACAGUUUUUGUCCCAGCACCACCUCAGCCCGAUCGUGUGUCUCAGUGCUCCUCUAAAGACGAAUGUGCAGACGAUUAUGUCCUCAUGGGGUGAAAGGAGACGAGGACAGGUUCAUUUGGGCAAUUGCAACAAGACUUGUAUUUAAUAUUGCAAACAGUUUUGAUCUUCAAUGAAGAAACGGUGGCAAAAUGAAAAAGAAAAUCAUCCACAUUCUACUUCAGCUGCUGCGGAAACAACAAGAUGCAAAAUGACUGAACAGGACUGGGAUUUCACUUAUCAAGAAUACACACUUGCAUCGCAUUUGACCUUUAAAAACUCAACCUGGACAAUUAUCUGCAACUCUUCAGUUAGAUACGAAAAGUCAUGACCUCAAUAUAUCUGGAAUCAGUAAGUCAGAUGAAACUAAUGGUGUGUGGCUUGACUUUUGCCUGUCAUAUGAAUGGCAAAUUCUCAAAAAGGCAAAUCCAAUAGGUUUUCACGAUGACCUUUAUUAAAGUCUUCAGAACUAUUCUAACUGCAUACACGUUUGCAGAAAACUUUUAGUAGCUUCCCAAAGUCACAAUUUAACUGAUAUCAGAUUUCCCUGUUAGUAUGAAAUGCUUAAGUAAUUUGAUGAUUAGUAUGUUGUAGAUACAGUAUAGAAUUAGUAUGUUGUAUACAUUUUGCACAUAAUAUUUGGGAUUUGGACGUGAAUGCCAGAGGCUAUUUCUGUUUUACUCCAAAACAGUUGAACCAGUAGCUUCUGGCAAACCACUGUUGUUACGGCGUUACCUGAAGGAUGAAGAACUAAUUUAAUCUUAAUCUAAAAGCCAGGAUUUCAUAUGUUUUUCAUUUAUAGACAAUGGGGUCGUAAUCAUUUGUGUAUUCAUUGUGUUACCUUCAGCGCUGAGAGUAGAGGUGCUACACAAGUGGAGGGACUCUUUUUCCACAAUGGAAGGGAAAGGAAUGGCAGCUAAGAAAAACAUUAAACAUAAGGUGAACACUGAAGAAGCACAGUGACUUGUUAUAAGAGUGCUGUGACUAUGACUUUCCACUGAAGACAACAUUUUGAUCUUUAUCUGUUGUUUUUAUUGAAACAGAGCCAAAACAUGGCUCCACCCAUACCCAAAGCUUCUCCAGCAGAAAACCCACCUGGAGCUGACUCAACCAGCCAUUUCUAACUAUGAUUGUAGCUUGACAGUGUGCACGAUAAAAUGGUAUACUCGUGUGUGAAAUGUGUGCCCUUGCCACAUAAUCAAAUCCAUAAUGGAAGAAUGUAUUGUUUAUGUGAUAAUGUCCAUAAAACAUUAUCUUAUACUGAUUUCCAGAUUACGUGCCCAUUUUGUAAAAUAGUGCAUCCUAGAACUACUGCAAAUAGAUAUUUAAUGCUUGAGAACUUUUAUUUUUUCCUUGUUUUGUAUGUGUAUGCAGAAAAUGCAUAAAUGUUUCUCUAUAGCCUAUCGAUAGAAUUAUUUAUUUGAUUGAUUUGAUGCAUGGUGUGUUGGUGAAGGUUGCAUUUGUUUCAUUUUUAUUUAUCUUUUUUCAUUGAUUAAAAGUGUAGAACUUUUAUUACAAACCUUUGUGUGUUAUUCUGUUGCAUCAACUGCAUCGCUGAAAACAAGAGGUUGUAGCAAUAAUCUUUUUUAUUUAAAAUGAACACUUCAGUAAGGUUUGUAGUUACAAUUGAGUGAGAAAAACAUGUUAAUUUGUUACGAUAUGUCAUCAGAUAUGUCAUGAAAAGAGUUUUAUGUAGACAGAAAUUAAGUCUUUAGUUUCCUCUUUUCUGUCCAACCAAAUACAGUUUUUCUCGAUUGCUAACACACAUUUUCUUUUUUAAAUUGCUCAGUUUCUCAGAACACUAAACACAAUUCACAAAACCACACACCCAAAGUGCAAAACACCUAAUUUCUCCUGCUAAAUGAAGAACUGCACUCAAAACUAAACACUUACCAAAUGCAAACUCUAGCACCAAAUGUAACACACUUCAUUCAUAAUACUAGAUGGUUUGACCACCCAACUACACACUGCUGAGCAUACUCUAAAGCACUUUCAUCUGUUAUGGGCUAUGCUCUGUACAUAGAGGUUUCUGCAGAGAAAGAUUGCUUGAGUUUACAGAAAUACAGUAAAUGAAGAAGUACAAAUGAGUUGCACGUAUUCAAAAAUAACAUUGUGCAACAUGCAUCUCAGCACAUAGUUACAGUAACGCAAACAAAAAUGAUGCUUCUGUCAAAUACAGUAGAUAGAAAUAAAAACGUUAUUAGGCUGAACCCUCUGUCCAGCCUCUCUCAUCGUCAAACCAUGGUUGAUAACAUGGUCAAUCAAAGUGCACCAGAUUUCAUUAGAGAGUAUUCUUCUUUGUCCACGUCCUCUCCCUCCAGCUCUACCUCUCAUUCUUCU